Messenger RNA from Rangifer tarandus platyrhynchus (Svalbard reindeer), 4974 nucleotides. NCBI's taxonomy places the organism in Eukaryota, Metazoa, Chordata, Mammalia, Artiodactyla, Cervidae. The record is from the annotation of a GenBank genome assembly.
AUGUCCUCCGCGGACGAGGUUGACGGACUGGGCGUGGCUCGGCCGCACUAUGGCUCUGUCCUGGAUAAUGAGAGACUUACUGCAGAGGAGAUGGAUGAGAGGAGACGUCAGAAUGUGGCCUACGAAUACCUUUGUCAUUUGGAAGAAGCAAAGAGGUGGAUGGAAGCAUGCCUUGGGGAAGAUCUGCCUCCCACCACGGAACUGGAAGAGGGGCUUAGGAAUGGGGUCUACCUUGCCAAACUGGGAAACUUCUUCUCCCCUAAAGUGGUGUCCCUGAAGAAGAUCUAUGACCGAGAGCAGACGAGAUACAAGGCAACUGGCCUUCACUUCAGGCAUACUGAUAACGUGAUUCAGUGGUUGAAUGCCAUGGGCGAGAUUGGAUUGCCUAAGAUUUUUUAUCCAGAAACUACAGAUAUCUAUGAUCGAAAGAACAUGCCAAGAUGUAUCUACUGUAUUCAUGCACUGAGUUUGUACCUGUUCAAACUAGGCCUGGCUCCUCAGAUUCAAGACCUGUAUGGAAAGGUUGACUUCACAGAAGAAGAAAUCAACAACAUGAAGAUUGAACUGGAGAAGUAUGGGAUUCAGAUGCCUGCCUUUAGCAAGAUUGGGGGUAUUCUGGCUAAUGAGCUGUCAGUGGAUGAAGCCGCAUUACAUGCGGCUGUUAUUGCCAUUAAUGAAGCUAUUGACCACAGAAUUCCAGCUGACACCUUCACAGCUUUGAAAAAUCCCAAUGCCAUGCUUGUGAAUCUUGAAGAAUGUUUGGCUUCUACCUACCAGGAUGUACUUUACCAGGCCAAACAGGACAAAAUGGCAAAUGCUAAAAACAGGACAGAAAGCUCUGAGAGAGAAAGGGACGUUUAUGAGGAACUGCUCACUCAAGCUGAAAUUCAAGGCAAUAUAAAUAAAGUCAACUUGCUUGCUGCGUUAACAAAUAUAGACCUGGCUUUGGAGCAGGGAUCUGCACCAGCCUUGUUCAAGAUCCUGCAGUCACCCGCACUGGGCCUGCGAGGGCUGCAGCAGCAGAAUAGUGACUGGUACCUCAAGCAGCUCCUGAGUGACAGAGAGCAGAAGAGACAGGGUGGUCAGGCUGAGCCCCUGCAGAAGGAGGAGCUACAGUCUGGAGUGGAUGCUGCAAACACUGCCGCUCAGCAAUAUCAGAGAAGGUUGGCGGCAGUGGCAGCGAUCAACGCCGCAAUCCAGAAGGGUGUGGCUGAGAAGACUGUCCUCGAACUGAUGAACCCCGAAGCCCAGCUGCCACAGGUGUACCCGUUUGCUGCCGAGCUUUAUCAGAAGGAGCUGGCCACCCUGCAGCAGCAGAGUCCCGAGCAUAGCCUCACCCACCCUGAGCUCUCUGUUGCGGUGGAGAUGCUGUCAUCAGUGGCCCUAAUCAACAGGGCACUGGAAUCUGGAGACAUGAACACAGUGUGGAAACAGCUGAGCAGUUCAGUGACAGGUCUUACCAACAUUGAAGAGGAGAACUGCCAGAGGUAUCUGGAUGAGCUGAUGAAGCUGAAAGCUCAGGCCCGUGCAGAGAACAGUGAAUUCAUUACGUGGAAUGACAUCCAGGCUUCUGUGGACCAUGUGAACCUCGUGGUGCAGGAGGAGCAUGAGAGGAUUUUAGCCAUUGGUUUGAUUAACGAAGCCCUGGAUGAAGGUGAUGCCCAGAAGACCCUGCAGGCCUUGCAGAUUCCCGCAGCUAAACUCGAGGGGGUCCUCGCAGAAGUGGCCCAGCAUUAUCAGGACACACUGAUCCGAGCAAAGAGAGAGAAGGCCCAGGAAACCCAGGAUGAGUCAGCUGUGUUAUGGUUGGAUGAAAUUCAAGGUGGAAUCUGGCAGUCCAACAAAGACACCCAAGAAGCACAAAGGUUUGCCUUAGGAAUCUUUGCCAUCAAUGAAGCAGUGGAGAAAGGCGAUGUUGGCAAAACACUCAGUGCCCUUCGUUCCCCCGACGUUGGGUUGUAUGGCGUCAUCCCCGAAUGUGGUGAAACUUACCAGAGUGACCUUGCUGAAGCCAAGAAGAAAAAACUGGCAGCAGGAGACAACAACAGCAAGUGGGUGAAGCACUGGGUGAAAGGUGGAUAUUAUUAUUACCACAAUCUGGAGACCCAGGAAGGAGGAUGGGACGAACCCUCAGACUUUUUGCAGAAUUCCAUGCAGCUUUCUCGGGAGGAGAUCCAGAGUUCCAUCUCUGGGGUAACGGCUGCGUAUAACCGGGAACAGCUUUGGCUGGCCAACGAAGGCUUGAUCACCAAGCUGCAGGCUUGCUGCCGGGGGUACUUAGUCCGGCAGGAGUUCCGAUCCAGGAUGAAUUUCCUAAAGAAACAGAUCCCAGCCAUCACCUGCAUUCAGUCUCAGUGGAGAGGAUACAAGCAGAAGAAGGCGUACCAAGACCGCUUGGCUUACCUGCGCUCCCACAAAGAUGAAGUUAUAAAGAUCCAGUCCCUGGCAAGGAUGCACCAAGCUAGAAAGCGCUAUAGAGAACGCCUGCAGUAUUUCCGAGAUCAUAUAAAUGACAUUAUCAAAAUCCAGGCUUUUAUCCGGGCAAACAAAGCUCGUGAUGACUACAAGACUCUCAUCAGUGCCGAGGAUCCACCUAUGAUUGUGGUCCGGAAAUUCGUCCACCUGCUCGACCAGAGUGACCAGGAUUUUCAGGAGGAACUCGAUCUUAUGAAGAUGCGGGAAGAGGUUAUUACCCUUAUCCGUUCUAACCAGCAGCUGGAGAAUGACCUCAAUCUCAUGGAUAUCAAAAUCGGACUGCUGGUGAAAAAUAAAAUUACACUGCAGGAUGUGGUUUCCCACAGUAAAAAACUUACCAAAAAAAAUAAGGAACAGUUGUCUGAUAUGAUGAUGCUAAAUAAACAGAAGGGAGGUCUGAAGGCUCUGAGCAAGGAGAAGAGAGAGAAAUUGGAAGCGUAUCAGCACUUAUUUUAUUUACUGCAGACCAACCCCACCUACCUGGCAAAGCUGAUCUUUCAGAUGCCCCAGAACAAGUCCACCAAGUUCAUGGACUCUGUGAUCUUCACUCUCUACAACUAUGCCUCCAACCAGCGCGAGGAGUACUUGCUCCUGCGGCUCUUCAAGACAGCCCUGCAGGAGGAGAUCAAGUCGAAAGUAGAUCAGAUUCAAGAGAUUGUGACAGGAAAUCCGACAGUUAUUAAGAUGGUUGUGAGUUUCAACCGCGGCGCCCGGGGCCAGAAUGCGCUCAGACAGAUCUUGGCUCCAGUGGUGAAGGAGAUCAUGGAUGACAAGACCCUCAACAUCAAAACUGACCCCGUGGAUAUUUACAAAUCUUGGGUUAACCAGAUGGAGUCCCAGACAGGAGAGGCGAGCAAACUGCCCUAUGAUGUGACCCCAGAGCAGGCCCUGUCUCACGAGGAAGUCAGGACGCGGCUAGACAACUCCAUCCGGAACAUGCGGGCCGUGACUGACAAGUUCCUGGCAGCCAUCAUCAGCUCCGUGGACAAAAUCCCCUACGGGAUGCGCUUCAUUGCCAAAGUGCUGAAGGACUCCUUACAUGAGAAGUUCCCCGAUGCUGGUGAGGAUGAGCUGCUGAAGAUUAUUGGCAACUUGCUUUACUACCGAUACAUGAAUCCAGCCAUUGUUGCUCCCGAUGCCUUUGACAUCAUUGACCUGUCGGCAGGAGGCCAACUCACCACAGACCAACGCCGCAAUCUCGGGUCCAUUGCCAAGAUGCUCCAGCAUGCAGCUUCCAAUAAGAUGUUCCUGGGAGAUAAUGCUCACUUGAGCAUCAUUAAUGAAUACCUCUCCCAGUCCUACCAGAAAUUCAGACGGUUUUUCCAAACUGCUUGUGAUGUCCCAGAGCUUCAGGAUAAAUUUAAUGUGGACGAGUAUUCUGACUUAGUGACCCUCACCAAGCCAGUGAUCUACAUCUCCAUUGGCGAGAUCAUCAACACCCACACGCUCCUGUUAGACCACCAGGAUGCCAUUGCCCCAGAGCACAACGAUCCGAUCCAUGAGCUGCUGGACGACCUCGGCGAGGUGCCCACCAUCGAGUCCCUGAUAGGAGAAGGUGCUGGCAAUUUAAAUGACCCAAAUAAGGAGGCGCUGGCUAAGACAGAAGUGUCUCUCACACUGACCAAUAAAUUUGAUGUGCCUGGAGAUGAGAAUGCAGAAAUGGAUGCUCGGACCAUCUUACUGAACACAAAACGCUUAAUUGUGGAUGUCAUCCGGUUCCAGCCAGGAGAGACCUUGACUGAAAUCCUAGAAACACCAGCCACCAGUGAACAGGAAGCUGAACAUCAGAGGGCCAUGCAGAGACGCGCUAUCCGUGAUGCCAAAACUCCGGACAAGAUGAAGAAGUCCAAAACCAUAAAGGAAGACAGCAAUCUCAGUCUUCAGGAGAAGAAGGAGAAGAUCCAGUCAGGCUUGAAGAAACUCACAGAGCUUGGCACCGUGGACCCAAAGAACAGAUACCAGGAACUGAUCAAUGACAUCGCCAGGGAUAUUCGGAAUCAGCGGAGAUACCGACAGAGGAGGAAGGCUGAGCUGGUGAAGCUGCAGCAGACGUAUGCUGCCCUGAACUCUAAGGCCACCUUUUAUGGAGAGCAGGUGGAUUACUAUAAAAGCUAUAUCAAGACCUGCCUGGAUAACUUAGCCAGCAAGGGCAAGGUCUCCAAAAAGCCUAGGGAAAUGAAAGGGAAGAAAAGCAAAAAGAUCUCUCUAAAAUACACGGCAGCAAGACUACAUGAAAAAGGAGUUCUUUUGGAAAUUGAGGACCUGCAAGUGAAUCAGUUUAAAAACGUCAUCUUUGAAAUCAGUCCAACAGAAGAAGUUGGAGACUUUGAAGUAAAGGCCAAGUUCAUGGGAGUUCAGAUGGAGACAUUUAUGUUACAUUAUCAGGACCUGCUGCAGCUACAGUAUGAAGGAGUCGCUGUCAUGAAAUUAUUUGACAGAGCUAAAGUCAACGUCAACCUCCUCAUCUUCCUUCUCAACAAGAAGUUCUAUGAGAAGUAA